Messenger RNA from Striga asiatica, 315 nucleotides. The record is from the annotation of a GenBank genome assembly. Lineage: Eukaryota; Viridiplantae; Streptophyta; Magnoliopsida; Lamiales; Orobanchaceae.
AUGAAGGACGACGCGGCGGGUUUGGUGCGGCGGUCAUGGGUGGCAGAUGUUGGGUUGAUGAAGGAAGAAGCGGCGGGGCUGAAGCGGCUGUCAUGGGUGGUAGACGUCGGUGCCGGCUCUGUGACGGGAAUCUUACUUACCGGCGGCGCUGGAGCGACGGAUGACGGAGAAUGGGGACCCUCGGUUGGCGUCGCAGGGGACAGAGCCGCCAUGGAUUGGCCGGCGGGGACGAGAAUCGCGUGUACGGCGGCGGAAGUAGAGCCGGUGGAGGUCGGCGGCGGAAGUAGCGCCAGUGGAGGUCGGCGGCGGAAGUAG